CGCGGACGCAGCUGGACUAUGGACCCUCCUCAACAGUCCCUUUCUUGAAGGCGAGAACGAAGGCACUCCCGUCCUCGCGCUCCCGCGGCCAAGAGGUCCAACGGCACCCGCCGUCAGUUCGGAGCAUGUGUCCGUCUGCAAGCAAGCUCUCCGGUCUCCCUCACCCGCUCUCCAGAAUAUAACGCACUUUGGCAGCGAAGAGCUCCGCCCCCACACAGCCAUGGGCUCCCCGGGUCAGAUCCUGCAGGCCCACCGGGACAGCCUGCUGCUGUGGACCAAGCCCAACCCCGCCCCGCUGCUGCGCUGGCUGCGGGACGACGGCGUCCUGUCCCACGCGCAGUACCUCUCCCUGCUGGAGCGGUCGCCGAGCAACGCGGUGGCGGCGGCGCUGGAGGCGGUGCGCGGGCGGGAGGAGGCCAGCCGAGGGUUCCUGGAGGUGCUGAGGGAGGUGCAGGGCUACUACUGCGAGGAGCUGCAGGCCUGGGCGGAGCGACACUGCGGGGGCGCCGUCCCGGACCGGACCGCCGAGCCGGCGCCCGUCUGCGAGGAAGAGAAAAAGAAAGAAAAGGGCUCGUUUGCAAAGAUUUUCAAAUCCAAAUGCAAAGGGUUCAAAGUUCCACAGGAAAAAAAAGGAGCUAUACCGGACAGCAAGCUGAAGCCUCGACUGAGUGUCAAGCAGUCUAACCUGAGAGUUCCUCUAAUGGCCCACAAAAAGACUCUCCUAAAUCAGACAGAGAGGCUCACGUCCCACUCAGAAGGCGGAGGGAUGGUUUCCAAUUCCCACUCCCACAUUGAGAUCCGCUACACCGACCUCUUUGUAACCGAGGACAACGAGGAAUUCGAGAGCAGCCAGCACGAAUACUUCAGCCUGGCCAGCCGUCGGGCGAGGAUCUACGCCCACCAGGACUGCCAGCGCAUCCAGCCGUGCCACCUCCUGAGCAAGCAGCGAGCCACGGGCUGCCCCCCAAAGCGGGUGAAGGUGAAGGGCAUCGCCGGGAUCGGGAAGAGCGUGGCCAUGCAGCGCAUCGUCUACGAGUGGGCGCUGGGCAAGACCAUGCGAGACUUCGUCUGCGUGUUCGACUUGCGAUUCCGUGAGCUCAACCUGGUCACCGGGCCCGUCAGCCUGUCGGGCCUGCUGGGGUCCAGGUUCCGGUACCUGGCCCCCGUCCUGCCCCAGCUGCUGGGAUCCACAGGCUCCCUCCUCUUCAUCCUGGACGGGCUGGACGAGUUCAAGCACAGGCUGGACUGGGACGCCCCGGAAAGGGCCAUCGGGGUAGACUCAGAGGUGCCCGUGUCGGAACUGGUGGUGGCCCUGGUGAAGGGCAGCCUCCUGCCCGAGGUCUCGGUCAUCCUUACCUCCAGACCCUCCACCGACGCCCCCAAAAGGUUUUUCCAGAGGUGCUGCGUGGUCCUGGGGUUCGAGGAGGCCCAGGUAGAAGAAUACACCUCAAAGUUCUUCAAGGACACCCCGGUCGCCUCCAGGGUCUACGGCUACAUCGUGGGCAAUGACAGCCUCUUCGUCCUGUCAUUCAUCCCCCUCUACUGCUACAUCAUCUGCACAGCUUUAGCUGAGUUUUUCACUGGGGGGAGAGAGAACGGGCAUGGUGGAGAAGGCGGGGACAGGGAUGGCUCACAGUCACUGGAGCUCAACCCUCCCCGUACCGUCAGCGAGGUCUACUACUGCUACCUGUACACUGCCAUCAAGCACCACGCGCUGAGAGGCACAAGCAACAGCAGCGUCUCCAAAUCAGAAGUGUUCUCCAUCGUCAGGGCCCAGCUGACCAGCCUGGGCAAGCUGGCCUACGAAAACCUCCUGAGGAGCAAGAUAAUGUUCGACCGGGCGGACCUGGAGAGCUUUGGACUGGAGCCCAGGGAGGUGCGUAGCACCUUCCUUAGCCAAAUCCUGGUUUCUGUGGAGGAGGAGAAGGUGGAGAUGUUUGCAUUCUUCCACCUGACAGUCCAGGAACAUCUGGCCGCCCUGUACUGUGCUGUCAAUCUCUCCAGCCCAGAGCACAUCCUCGGAGGGCUUGAGUUCUGGUGCUUUGGGCAGCCCCUCCCCUCUACGGCCCCUCCUCUCCUCCUGGCUCCGGACUUCCGCUCGGACCAGACCAGGGUGGAGAACCUGCAGAUGUUCACCAGGUUCUUCAUGGGGCUGGUCAGGGCUCGGCUGGGUAACCAGUUGACCGGAAUGGAGCCAGUCCCCCUGGACAAGGAGGAUCUCCUAUCCCAGCUGGGGGUUUGGUUCAAAACCCAGUUCAAGGGCAGGGAACUGUCGAACCAGACGGCCCUCAACCUCCUCCACUGCCUGACAGAGCUGCACAUGGAGGAGGUGGCCAAGGCGGUGGCCCCGGAGAUCAAGAGUCUCAACCUGUUCAAGAUGAAGCUGAGCGUGGUGGACUGUGCCGCCCUGUACUAUGUGCUGCGGUUCUCUCCCCAUCGCCUGGAGGAGCUCAACCUGGGCUACUCCAACAUCGGGAACCGCGGCCUACGCAGGCUGGGGCCCAUCCUGCACCGCUGCGAGAGCCUCUAUUUACGCUACAACUGUCUGGACCGGGAUGCGGCCAUUUUGGAAUCUGCGAUUCUGAAAUCGGGGGACUGUCAGGUGAAGAAGCUGUUCAUGUGCGGGAAUAGCCUGGGUUCGGAGGGGGUCCGAGAGCUGUGGCUCGCCCUGGAGGAGAACUCCACGGUGGAGGAGCUGUACCUGGACAUCACCGGCAUCACCGAGGGAGGAACCGAGAACAUGGUCAACUGCCUGAGCAAGAACUCCGCCCUGAAGACCCUCACGUUGGUGGGGAACGAGAUCGGCGAGGCUGGGAAGGACAGGCUGAGGGAGCUGAGGCGUCUCAGGCCGGGGCUCCGCGUCAUUGGGAACUUUGUGGACGACCUGGGCCUGCUGCAGGCCUACCUGGACUGGGUGGAGGAGCUCCGGGCCGACCGGGACCAGAUGGACUCCGUGAGGAACGUUGACGCGCUGCAGUCCGUGCUGAAGGGUCUGAGAGUGGCGGGGGCGCACGGGGAGGGGCAGAAUGUGCAGAAAGCCAAGGAACUGGAGACCAAGAUCCUCCAGCUCCUGGAGACCCCCACUUAGCUUACAGCAGACUGGUGAUAAAUACACAUAUACACACACACACACACACACACACACACACACUUACACACACAGACACACUUACACACACACCUACACACACACACGCA
Anguilla anguilla (European eel) is the source of this 3198-nucleotide messenger RNA. RefSeq names its product NLR family CARD domain-containing protein 3-like. The coding region runs from base 221 to 3088 and encodes 955 amino acids. NCBI's taxonomy places the organism in Eukaryota, Metazoa, Chordata, Actinopteri, Anguilliformes, Anguillidae. The record is from RefSeq and is a predicted model, not a curated record. The transcript is spliced from 8 exons.